GGUGUCCAGGGGGCACAGGCCUGAGCUGUGUAAGGGGCCCCAAAAUCUCUGAUGGCAGCCCUGGAGGUGACAAGUGCCAUAACUCACAACCCCUUCUAGCCCCCACGUGCAGAGUACAUGCAGCUCUCCCGGACCCCCGCACUCUCCCCUCCUCUCCAGUCAGUAUAUGGCGGGGCGGGGCCAGCGUGUGUCUCCUGUCACAGACCAACGGCACCGGGCACCGGAGCAUAGUGAUGGAAGACAGCGGAGCGGAGAUGAGACCGGAGCGGCAGCCCUUGUCUAAGAACCCCGGCCGAAGACUGCUCCCCCGCCUGCUGCCGCCUCACUACUGGCUGGAGGUGAAGGAGCAGUGCAGCAUGGCCGGGCCUGUGUUCCUCUCACAAAUAAUGGUGUUCCUAAUAAAUAUUGUGAGCUCCAUAUUCUGUGGUCAUUUGGGCAAGAUUGAGCUAGACGCUGUAACACUUGCUGUGGCUGUUAUAAAUGUAACUGGUAUAUCUGUGGGCUCUGGUUUAGCCUCCACUUGUGAUACCCUCAUGUCUCAGACCUAUGGAGGAAAAAACUUAAAGCAUGUGGGAACAAUACUACAGAGAGGGAUUCUUAUCUUGUUUCUCUGUUGUUUCCCAUGCUGGGCCUUAUUUAUCAACACAGAACAGUUGCUGCUGCUGUGUAGACAGAAUCCAGAUGUUGCCAGGUUAACACAGACAUAUGUGAUGAUAUUUGUUCCUGCUCUUCCUGCAGUAUUCCUUUAUCAGCUACAGACACGAUAUUUACAAAACCAGGGUAUAAUAUGGCCUCAGGUUAUUACUGGUGUUGCUGUAAACCUUGUUAAUGCAGCAGUUAAUGCCAUUCUUAUAUAUGGCCUGAAUCUGGGAGUAGUGGGAUCAGCAUGCGCUAGCACAAUAUCACAGUUUGCAAUGUCUGGACUUCUUUUUAUUUAUAUUAUCUGGAAAAAGCUACAUGUUUUAACAUGGGGAGGUUGGUCCAGGGAUUGUUUGCAGGAAUGGGGCUCCUUUAUACACUUGGCCAUACCAAGCAUGCUUAUGGUGUGCAUUGAAUGGUGGAGCUUUGAAAUCGGAGGGUUCUUAGCAGGUCUUAUCAGUGUUGUGGAGCUGGGGGCUCAGGCUAUAAUGUUACAAUUGAUGACAGCUGCUUACAUGAUUCCUGUUGGAUUUAGUGUGGCUGCGAGUGUGAGAAUAGGAAAUGCUUUAGGAGCAGGAGAUGUGGAACAAGCCAAAACAUCCUGUAAAGUUUCCCUUUUAUGCAUUGUGUUCUUUGCUGUUGUCACUGGUAGUCUGCUGGCUGGGCUAAAAGAUGUGGUUGCUUAUGUUUUCACUUCAGACAGGGACAUUAUUGCCCUGGUUUCACGUCUCAUGCUCAUUUUUGCACCAUUUCACAUAUUUGAUGCUACAGCUGGCACUUGUGCUGGAAUACUUAGAGGAUCUGGGAAGCAAAAGAUUGGUGCAAUUACAAAUGCUAUUGGUUAUUAUCUUUUGGGUUUGCCAAUAGGAAUUUCACUUAUGUUUGCGGCAAAACUUGGAGUAAUAGGUCUAUGGUCUGGAAUGAUAUUCCCGGUCUUUUUACAAGCCUCCUUUUUUAUGGUCUACGUUUUGCGCAUGAACUGGAACAAAGCCAUGAAAGAGGCUCAAGUUCGUGCAGGAGUAAAGAAAGAAGACAAUGUACCCACAAUUUCACAAGUGGAGAGCUCUGGUAAAGGAUUUGGCAUGGUUACAAAUGGGGACAUUCACUCUUUUGACACUGUGGAACAAGGUAUAACUGCUGGUGCAGCCAUCUUACCAGAUGCCCCCUUUAAUGAAAACCAUUCAGCGCAUCUGAUUCUUCAAGAAGAUCCAUCGGAGGCUUGCAAUGUAGUUGUAGUUGGUGUCUUGUCCACUAAACAGCUUAUGCUCAGACGGGGUCUUGUUGUCUGUAUAGCCAUAAUGGUGCUGGUUAUUGGGGUCAUAAUUAAAGUUUUUACAGGUAAUGGAUAAAGUGAUUGCAUAUAGUUAAAAUAGUUUAACCAGUGUCAAGGCAAUACACAGUCUACAUUGCAGUCCUUGCUCAGAACUUCUUCAGAGUGCUGAUAGGUUACUGUGAUAUAGAAGGGACAGUUGUUUU
Hyla sarda is the source of this 2115-nucleotide messenger RNA. Its product is annotated as multidrug and toxin extrusion protein 2-like. The coding region runs from base 234 to 1988 and encodes 584 amino acids. Gene Ontology annotation, cellular component: membrane. The record is from RefSeq and is a predicted model, not a curated record. Gene Ontology annotation, biological process: xenobiotic detoxification by transmembrane export across the plasma membrane. Gene Ontology annotation, molecular function: xenobiotic transmembrane transporter activity; antiporter activity. Lineage: Eukaryota; Metazoa; Chordata; Amphibia; Anura; Hylidae. The transcript has 17 exons.